This is a messenger RNA of Syngnathus acus (greater pipefish), 1121 nucleotides long. Its product is annotated as otoraplin-like. The transcript is spliced from 4 exons. The record is from RefSeq and is a predicted model, not a curated record. Gene Ontology annotation, biological process: cartilage condensation. Gene Ontology annotation, molecular function: protein binding. Lineage: Eukaryota; Metazoa; Chordata; Actinopteri; Syngnathiformes; Syngnathidae. The coding region runs from base 109 to 495 and encodes 128 amino acids.
UGAUGUCGGGCCACAGCCCAUUUCUCCCCCUGACUUUCGAGACGUUUCCUCUCGGUUUCCUUCAAAUAUCCAUCUGUACAUUCAUACAGCCAAGAUUAUUGUUUUAAAAUGCAACAUCUGCUUCUUGUUCUUUGUGUGGGAGUGCUGCACCAAACCUCAGAUGCCGUACUCAUGGACAAGCUAGCAGACAACAAGAUUUGUGGUGAUGCAGAGUGUUCAUAUGUUCUCUCCAUGGCCUCGGCCAUGGAUGACUUCAUAGCUCCGGACUGCAGAUUCAUCAACCUCAAGAAGGGUCAGAAGGUUUACGUGUAUUCUAAACUGGUGCCAGAGGAGGGCAGUGGAGUCUUCUGGUCUGGAAGUGUGUACAGUGACCGCUAUGUGGACCAGAUGGGCAUCAUCGGAUACUUUCCGGCCCCUGUGGUGAAGGAGACGCACACAUUUCGAGAGGACACGGUCCAGAUGCCUACAACAAACAUGGAUUUCAUCUGCACAUAAAACGUAGUGCGUGUACUCGAUGUUGCUUCUCAUUUAUCACUUUGCUCAAUAAACCAUUUCCCCAUGUCAAUCUCAAAAACAACUCGGCUUCUUUCAACAGACUCUCGAGACUGAUAAUUGUAGCCUGUCAUUUCCAACUGUCCAUGAUCUUCAACUGUCAUGGUAGUGUCAAAAAUCUUAGCAUUGACUGUUAUAUGAAUUGAUCUGCAUGCAACACAUCGAAUUAUGUUUGCUUCCAGAGUAGUAGCAAACAUGCACACCAACAUUUUAUGAGAUUGUUGAAUAUUCCAUAUCUCCCUCACACACAGUGACUAGUACUGUGUAAUGAUCGUUGAGACAUAUUGGCGCUAUUAAGGCUGGAUGGAUGAUCUGCUUUGAUCGCUGUCAUUAAGAUCAUUGCACAUACUUUCCACGUGGGAACUAAACAGAUGUCUGCCAGUGCAUAAUGGAAAGCUAUAGAAAGACUCAUUGAUUUAACUUCAGAUCUGCUAUCUGACGGAUUGAUUUGAAGCGACAACACAAACUUUUAAUUCAGUUAUUUCAUUUAUCACUUGUGGGAAUUAGCACGCAUUAGUUCCAGUCAAUACAAAUUUGCUAAACAUGUUGACAUUUACCACACAAACACA